Molecule: messenger RNA, 2116 nt
Organism: Hydra vulgaris (swiftwater hydra)
Lineage: Eukaryota; Metazoa; Cnidaria; Hydrozoa; Anthoathecata; Hydridae
Product: heat shock 70 kDa protein
Cellular component (GO): cytosol; nucleus; plasma membrane
Molecular function (GO): ATP-dependent protein folding chaperone; ATP binding
Source: RefSeq, marked provisional
CCGUCAAAGAAAAGAGAGAGAAAGAAAGGAGCAGAUAAAUUAUUUUAAAAUACAAAAAAUGUCUAAAGCGCCAGCUAUUGGAAUUGAUCUUGGCACAACUUACUCUUGUGUUGGAGUUUUCCAACACGGAAAAGUUGAAAUAAUUGCUAACGAGCAAGGGAAUCGCACCACUCCAAGUUACGUUGCAUUUACCGACACAGAAAGAUUAAUUGGAGAUGCAGCAAAAAAUCAAGUUGCUAUGAACCCUUCAAACACAGUGUUUGAUGCGAAACGAUUGAUUGGUAGAAAAUUUAACGAUCCAUCGGUCACUUCAGAUAGAAAACAUUGGCCAUUUAAUGUUAUAGAUGAUGGAUCCAGGCCAAAGAUUCAAGUUGAGUUUAAAGGAGAAACGAAAUCAUUCUACCCAGAGGAGAUAUCCUCCAUGGUGCUGCUAAAGAUGAAGGAAAUAGCGGAUGCGUAUCUUGGUAAAAAAGUCACAGAUGUUGUCAUAACUGUACCUGCUUACUUUAAUGAUUCUCAACGUCAAGCAACUAAAGAUGCGGGAGUUAUUGCUGGGUUGAAUGUUUUGCGAAUUAUCAAUGAACCGACUGCAGCUGCGAUUGCUUAUGGUCUCGAUAAAAAAGUUGGAACGGAGAAAAAUGUGCUUAUCUUUGAUUUGGGUGGUGGAACUUUUGAUGUUUCUAUUCUUGCGAUAGAAGAUGGUAUAUUUGAAGUAAAAUCAACUGCAGGUGACACACAUCUUGGUGGUGAAGAUUUCGAUAAUCGUCUUGUCAACCAUUUUGUUGAUGAAUUUAAAAGAAAACAUAAAAAAGAUAUUUCUUCCAACAAAAGAGCUCUGCGACGCUUACGAACAGCAUGCGAGAGGGCUAAGAGAACACUUUCAGCCAGUACUCAAGCAAGUGUUGAAAUUGAUUCUUUGUUUGAUGGAAUUGAUUUUUACACGUCAAUCACACGCGCACGUUUUGAAGAGUUAUGCAUUGAUUUGUUUAGAGGUACCCUAGGUCCUGUUGCGGAUGCUAUUAGAGAUGCUGGAAAAAACAGUAGCGGUCAAAAUUUCUCAAAGUCUGACAUCCACGAAGUUGUUUUGGUUGGUGGCUCAACUCGUAUUCCAAAAGUGCAAAGUCUACUUCAGGAAUUUUUUAAUGGUAAGGAGCUCAACAAAUCAAUUAAUCCGGAUGAAGCUGUUGCUUAUGGUGCCGCUGUUCAAGCAGCUAUUUUGGCUGGUGAUAAACAUGAAGCAGUUCAAGAUCUAUUACUUCUUGAUGUCGCACCUUUAUCACUUGGAAUUGAGACAGCUGGUGGAGUAUUUACUCCAUUAAUUAAAAGAAACACUACUGUUCCAACUAAAUAUUCCCAGGUGUUCACGACGUAUUCAGACAAUCAACCUGGAGUUUUAAUCCAAGUUUUUGAGGGAGAAAGAAGUAUGACAGCCCACAAUAACCUCCUGGGCAAGUUUGAACUCUCGGGUAUUCCACCUGCUCCAAGAGGUGUUCCUCAAAUCGAGGUAACUUUUGAUGUUGAUGCAAAUGGAAUUCUAAAUGUUUCUGCACUAGACAAAAGUACUGGAAAAGAAAAUAAAAUUACCAUAACUAAUGAUAAAGGUCGUCUUUCUAAAGAAGAUAUUGAAAGGAUGGUGCAAGAAGCUGAAAAGUACAAAGCCGAUGACGAACUUCAGCGAGAUAAAGUUCAAGCAAAGAACUCUUUGGAAAGCUACUGUUAUAAUAUGAAACAAACUGUUGAGGAUGAAAAAGUUAAAGGAAAAAUUAGCGAAGAAGAUAAAAAGACCAUUAUUAAAAAAUGCAAUGAAACGGUAGAAUGGGUUGAUAAAAAUCAGACUGCCGAAAAAGAUGAGUAUGAGCAUAAACAAAAAGAACUUGAAAAAGUGUGCAACCCUAUUAUUACGAAGCUUUAUCAAGCUGGUGGUGGUAUGCCAGGUGGUAUGCCAGGUGGUAUGCCAGGUGGUAUGCCAGGGAGUGGCUCUAAAGGUAGUUCCGGUGGACCAACUAUAGAAGAAGUAGAUUAAAUGUAUUUAUUAAAUUCAACUAUUUGUAUUUAUUGUAGAUUUAUUUUUACAUGUGUAUUAUAAAUGUAAUAGGAAAUAUAAAUUAUGCAAUCA